Messenger RNA from Rodentolepis nana, 666 nucleotides. Lineage: Eukaryota; Metazoa; Platyhelminthes; Cestoda; Cyclophyllidea; Hymenolepididae. The record is from the annotation of a GenBank genome assembly.
AUGAGCUCAUCACAUAGGAGAGUCGCUGUGGUCCUUAGUGGUUGCGGUGUUUUUGAUGGAAGUGAAAUACAUGAAGCAACCUCUAUGCUUAUUCAUUUAAGCAAAGCAAAAGCUAAGGUUGAUUUUUUCGCCCCAGACAUGGAUCAGGAUCAUGUUACCAACCACGCAACUCAUAAACAGGUACCAGAAAAGAGAAAUUGUCUUGUUGAGUCUGCUCGUAUUAGCCGAGGCAACGUUAGUGCUUUGUCCAAGCUCAACCCAUCGAAUUAUGAUGCCCUCUUCUUCCCCGGUGGCUUUGGGGCAGCCACUAAUCUUUGCAAUUUCGCAUCAGCCUCUAGUGAUUGCAAAGUAAUUCCGGAUGUUGAGAAAGCCAUUAAAGGAUUUCAUGAUUUGAAGAAGCCGAUGGGGUUUUGCUGCAUCGCCCCAGUUCUGGCGGCACGUUGUAUCAAGGGUGCCCGCGUUACCAUAGGAACAGAUCCAGGCACUGCAAGUGCUAUCGAGAAAAUGGGGGCACAGCAUGAAGAUUGCCAAAUCACCGAGGUUUGUGUCGAUCAGAAAAAUUUUGUCGUAACUGCUCCCGCAUAUAUGUGUGGUGCUGCCACUAUUGCCGAUAUCUACGAAAAUAUAGGUCUUCUUGUGGAAAGAGUUUUCUCUCUCAUUCCAUAG